UAUUUAUACCAAGAUUAUCUUCCCCGAUAUCCAAAAAAGUUUAUUUUAUUGUAUAGGUGAACUUGAACCACUGGAAGAAUUAUUUUGAAGGUGUUUUACAUUCGCAGUGGUAAUCAGUAUGUGGAAAAAGUCUUUUCUUCGAAGUUUAUACUCACUUGAAGAGUGAUAAGGCAGUAUUUAAGUAUACAGUAUAUCAACUAUGUGGUCUUAUAGUCUAUAGUUAUCCACUGUCAUGUGUUCAACUGAAAUAUAUAGUGUGAUAUGUUGUUUAAAAAUUCGCUAAAUCGAUAAUUAAAAUAUUCUGUAAUAUAUUUACUUGCAUGACUAGCUAAUACACAGUAGCAUUGAAGAAAAAAAAUAUUCUAUGCAUACUUUGUCAAAAGAACUCGAAUCAAGUCUAGAAAGACAUACUAGAUUUACAGAAACACAAAUUGGAGCUUUAGUUUUUCAUGAUCAUAAUGAUCAAAAAUAUUAUCGUAACUAUCAAUUUGACGUGGAUAUGGAUAUUGUACGUCGUUUUGUAACUCGAAAUCUUUGCGGAGAAUAUCCUCCAGUAACUUUACGUUAUUUUGCACAGAAUUGGCCUGAACUCUGUAUAAUAGCCUUUACCGAUACACACAUACCGAUUGGUAUUAUAAUUGGUCAACAGACAGAACCUCAUGUUGGAAGAAUAACAUUUUUUGCUGUUGAAAAACGAGUAGAAGCUAAUAUUGUCUAUAAAAAGUUACUACAGUUAGAAGUCAUGAAAAUGCACCAAAUUGGAAUAAGGAAAGUGUUUUUAAAACCAGCCGAUGAGCGUAUGGAGAUGAAACUAAUGCGGUAUAUAGGAUCCACGGGACCUUUGAGAAAUAAAGAUGAUAAUGGGGAAUAUCAAUUUCAUAUAUAA
Trichobilharzia szidati is the source of this 886-nucleotide messenger RNA. The record is from the annotation of a GenBank genome assembly. Lineage: Eukaryota; Metazoa; Platyhelminthes; Trematoda; Strigeidida; Schistosomatidae.